UCGGAAUAGAAAAACAUCAAUGUCAAAACCUUGUUAUAUUCCUUCUACGCCCCAUGAGGUUGAAAGUGGCGCAGGGGCGGGCUCAUCACAGAGCAGUCAUGGGGUGGGCGGCCAGGUGGGCGAGGCAAAUGACGGUGACAGUAUUCCACACACGAGAAAUGGCAUCCUGAAUACUGGAUCGUCUGCUGUGGGAAUUGAUGUUAUGGCCACACAACCUUCCUCCUCUGGACUCGUUAGGGACGUCAUCGGAAUAUUUGUCGUUGCAUUCGAUACGAAGGAAGGAAAUCUACUAGAAUGGUGUAUCCCCCAGGAGUUGCCUCUAGAAGGUGUAGAGUUCCGUGCUCUCAUCAGUGGUGCACAUACUAUCACAUCCGACUUCAUAUAUUUUCGGCAAGGAGACUAUUUUGGUGCAGCUUGUUACGAGAAGCUGACAGUCCACUCAGAGAUUGAGCGAGGGGCACGCAUGAAAAGUGUUGGUGUAAUUGUGGCCAACUAUGACACCCUCCACCACCACCUAGAAUACCUAGCACAGCAAGUAAG
This is a messenger RNA of Penaeus monodon (black tiger shrimp), 540 nucleotides long. Its product is annotated as DENN domain-containing protein 11-like. The record is from RefSeq and is a predicted model, not a curated record. Gene Ontology annotation, cellular component: lipid droplet. NCBI's taxonomy places the organism in Eukaryota, Metazoa, Arthropoda, Malacostraca, Decapoda, Penaeidae.